Messenger RNA from Oncorhynchus masou masou (cherry salmon), 844 nucleotides. RefSeq names its product dermatopontin-like. The record is from RefSeq and is a predicted model, not a curated record. Bases 115 to 375 code for a protein of 86 amino acids. NCBI's taxonomy places the organism in Eukaryota, Metazoa, Chordata, Actinopteri, Salmoniformes, Salmonidae. The transcript has 3 exons.
AUCCUUUGAGAGUCUUGGCCAACUAUAUUAUGGGUCUUUGGAUCAUAAAGUUUAUUUUACAAGUUGUAUUUCAGGUCUUCAACAUGCGGCAACAAUGGUCUGGUGGCGGGGGUGAUGAGCAAGUACUUUGAGCCAGUCCUGGACCGUGAGUGGUCGUUCUACUGCUGUCGCUACAGCCGCCGCUGCCCCUACUCCUGCUGGAAAUCAUCGGAGGUGCCUGGGCAAUACAGAGAGGAGGGAGAGUUUGUCAUCCCCGGCUAUGGCUACUUCAUCAGAGGGGCCCAGACCACAUUCGAUGGAGUUCUCAGAGAUCGGCAGUGGAAGUACAUUGUGUGCAGAAUGACCGAUUUCGACUGUGAAUUUGAGAAUUUAUAGCUGUACAUUCAGACCCAGUACACAAGGCGAGAGGGCCACUGCUGUUUGGCGAAGAGAGUCCCGUGUGCGACAAACCGCUGCUCUACUACCAUCGACCAGAUGCUUCCCUCUACACGAAUUUGUCUCUGACUUCAACCACUAAUGUACGACUACACAAACCCACAACAGACCCCCUCCCAGUUAUCAUUAAGUCCAUUAUUCACCCUUGUUAAUGACAUCUCACUAUUUACUAUUAAUAUUGCAUCAUUCCUGAUAUUUGAUAAUCACCAUACUUACUUAUUUUUUGGAUGAAUUUUAUGUUAAGUUUUAGAUGUCAAAUCAUCAUCAUUAUCUUUAUAUCUAUCAUAGCACCAUAGCAAUACGAAUAAAAUGUCUGUGUACAGAACUUAGCCUACUUUUUGAAAUGAAAAAAAAUCAAGUAAUGUAUCUACUUGUUAUGCUAAAUAAAAGUCCAACGGUUGAAUGAUAA